CAUUUCACACGAAAAAGACCGUCCUCUCUCAAAUUAGGUUAGGUUCCUCCCUGAUAUUUGUGAUCGGUGGGCGGGGAAUUGAUAGAAUCAUAUGUUUGUCAUUUAAUUAAAAAUUCGUAAGGCAUUUUACCGAGUGCUAAAUCGAUUUUCAAAAUGAUACGGUUUAUCCUUAUACAAAAUAGGGCCGGUAAGACUAGGUUAGCGAAGUGGUACAUGAAUUUUGACGAUGACGAAAAGCAGAAGUUGAUAGAGGAGGUUCAUGCGGUUGUCACUGUCAGAGAUGCGAAGCACACGAACUUCGUCGAGUUUCGCAAUUUCAAGAUAGUGUACAGGCGGUACGCCGGCUUGUACUUCUGUAUCUGCGUCGACGUUAACGACAACAAUCUCUGUUACCUGGAAGCGAUACAUAAUUUCGUGGAGGUGUUGAACGAAUACUUCCACAAUGUAUGCGAGUUGGAUUUAGUCUUUAAUUUUUACAAGGUGUACACUGUUGUGGACGAAAUGUUCUUAGCUGGCGAGAUCAGAGAGACAAGUCAAACUAAAGUGCUGAAGCAGCUCCUGAUGUUAAACUCCUUGGAAUAAAUUGGAGUUUUAACACCCUUUGCUUUAUGUGUUAAACAAAUGCAUGAUCUGAAAUAUGUAACACGUGUCCGAUGACGAAUAUACAUCCGUACUGCAUAGAUUUAAGACAUGUCGCGUAAGACACGUACAUAAAUACUCUGUGUAAACAAAAUAAUUUAGACGAUCCUCAGUAAUCAUGUUUCACGAAGAAAACGAGAUGUACGAUAAUUUCUGCAUGACUUUUGCGUUACGACGGAAAAAGGAAAUAGUAAGAGGAAUUAACAGCUCAAAAAAAAAACAUGACAAACUAUUGUAGACGCAAAAGAAAAGAAAGGUAGAAAGUAUAUCUGUGUUUUAAACAUGUAAUAAAUCCUGUAAAUACGUGCUAGAGGAUA
Molecule: messenger RNA, 956 nt
Organism: Wasmannia auropunctata (little fire ant)
Lineage: Eukaryota; Metazoa; Arthropoda; Insecta; Hymenoptera; Formicidae
Gene: AP-2sigma
Product: AP-2 complex subunit sigma
Exons: 4
Coding region: 154-582 (142 amino acids)
Biological process (GO): intracellular protein transport; clathrin-dependent endocytosis
Cellular component (GO): membrane coat; intracellular membrane-bounded organelle; AP-2 adaptor complex
Molecular function (GO): clathrin-cargo adaptor activity
Source: RefSeq, a predicted model, not a curated record